GGAGCUGCUGCCCGCCACCACACACCUGGUUGACGGCCGCACACCGAGAUGCUGUUGAAGUUUGUGGUGGUGUGUGUGGUGGUGGGCGUGGUGACUCCCGCCCUCAAGAGUGAAUGGCCCUGUCCCGACUCGGCAGACAUUGUUCCAUGUUCAUGCACUGAUGACUCUUACCUCAAUUUGAAGCUCGACUGUUCGGGAGUUCAAGAUACCGACCAGUUAGUGAGAGCGUUUUCUACUCCCUUUCCCUUCCCGACCUUUUUGGAGUUCAUGAUUGAUCACUCAGCAAACCCCAACAAGAGUAAUCUAACCGUUCUCCCGCCUAACUUGUUCAAAGGGUUAACCUUUGAAAGAAUCAUCAUCAAAGGAACACAACUCUUCGACAUAGAAGAAAAUGUCUUCACCGAGUCAUACAAAACUUUGAAAUAUCUGAAUCUUGCAGACAAUAUGCUCCAAAAAUUUCCAUUCGAGACGCUCGAUGGUUACACAAUACUCUCUAACCUUGUCCUGGACAACAACCAUCUUCCUGCACUUCCAAGAAUAGUUUCUGAUUCGUUGGAAAUUCUCAGUGUAAGUGGGAACACGGAUAUGGAACUCUUGCCCGAUGUAUUCACCAAGACUUCGGUCUUAAGCAGGAUUAACAUGGCACGGAUUGGCCUCACCAACAUUAGACCAAACCUGUUUUUUAAUCUAAAUGAACCUGUUAUAAUUAACCUGGCGGACAACAAAAUAUCGUACCUGGACGAGUUUGCCAUCAACCCUCCCUCCAACACUCUCUUGCAGGUCAUCCUAGACGGGAACACCAUCAGCAACAUUCGUCAUGACUCAAUACAGGGUCUGGCCCCAAAUGCAUAUCUUAGUAUGAGCAAAAACCGAAUCACUGAAAUUACGGAGACUGUCUGGAGACACAUCUUUGACCAGAUACCAAACGGCUCUCUUGAUCUAUCAGUUAACCCUCUGCUGUGUGGUUGUGACGUGUACUGGAUCUUCCACUGCACAGAGCACACGUACCGCAAAACCUUCACUCCAACUACUACCUGCUACGACAACACACAAGUUCUUUACCUGGACUGUAACUUCUUCGAGGCAGAAUGCAACGUCCUUCAAUAGCAAAACGGCCCUUAGACUACACAAGCAAAAGAUAUAUCACCCCACGACAACAUAAGUAGGAUAUAUAUAUAAUUCCACGACAACAUAAGUAGGAUAUAUAUAUCACUCCACGACAACAUAAACAGGAUAUAUAUCACUCCAUGACAACAUAAGUAGGAUAUAUAUCACUCCACGACAACAUAAACAGGAUAUAUAUCACUCCACGACAACAUAAGUAGGAUAUAUAUCACUACAAGACAAUAUAAGCAGGAUAUAAGCAGCACGACAAAGGGUUGAAUUCCUUAUGCACCUAUAACUUACAAUGUUGAGGGACUCCAAUUAUGUUAACAAGUGCUUAUCAUACGAUUAAGUUUAUGGAUUGUAUUCUGUGAGGUGUUUCUAUAACAAAAGUUAAAUUAUUGUACUCUAUUAUAUGCUUUGUAUAACAUGUCACUGUAUUAUGCAAAUAAAUGAAAUAAAUUGUAUAUUACAACAA
Molecule: messenger RNA, 1582 nt
Organism: Homarus americanus (American lobster)
Lineage: Eukaryota; Metazoa; Arthropoda; Malacostraca; Decapoda; Nephropidae
Product: oplophorus-luciferin 2-monooxygenase non-catalytic subunit-like
Exons: 3
Coding region: 49-1107 (352 amino acids)
Source: RefSeq, a predicted model, not a curated record